CUGAUAGAAAAAGCAAGAAGCAGAAACUCGGCGUCUCUCUUAGUGAGAGAGCGAAGAGAAGCAAGCACCAAAGAAACUCGUCGUCUCUCUUCGUGAGUGGUGAGCUUUUCCGGUCUCUCUCUGUUCCUCUCAGGGCGACAUCUUCCUCUUUCCCGACAUUAUGAAUCCCGACGAUGUGAAGCCCUCUCAUGAGAGGGGGCAGCAAAAUGAGAAGAGUCUGAAAGAUGAUAGCUUAGUGGAGAACCAGAUCACUGAAGAGAGCAAUCUUGUGGUCACUGAAGAGAGUCUCACUGUUAAGACUAUGAAGGGUAGGGUUUUUGAAGUCAUGGUCCAACCGACUAACACGAUAAUGUCUAUUAAGAAGUUAAUAGAGGAUUCAGAAGGGAAGGACAAUUAUCCAUGUGGGGAGCAAUUGUUGAUUCACAAUGGGAACAUUCUGAAAGAUGAUGAAGAGUUAUGGCUGGAGAGGAAGGCCAAUGAGCGAGGCGUUCUUGUUCUCGUCCUUAAGGAGCAAACUGUUGAGAACCAGGAAAAGGAGCUCUCGUUGUCUACUCAAAACUCUGAAUCUGAAAGCUCUGAAUCUGAAAGCUCUGAGUCUGAAAGCUCUGAGUCUGAUGGAGAGAUUGAUUACGAGGCAUUUUGUACGGGACUACAAUUUGUUGUGAUGGACGAAAGCAAAAUUGGACGUAGGGAAGGAUACGAGUUGGUGGAGGAGAUCACAAACCAGCCACUCCAGCUCCAAAAUCCGUUCAACCUGUUCUGCAGGGCGUUUAACACUGGAAACGCAGAAGAUGAUGAUAUUGAUACCGAAGUCACAAUACAUGUUGUUUUUCGAGCAGCUCGAGCUGCCGGCUGCGAAUUCGGACGGUUUCUUGCACUUGGUGACGAGCCCCCAAGAUCAGGUUUGAUUCCAUCACGAACCAGCUUUAACUUACUCGCCGAAACUUGGGUGACAUUUGGGUACUUAGCUGGAAGAUACGUGAAGGAGAACUAUCGUUUAGAGAAAAACCUCUACAUGCAGCAGUUUCAUGAUUUCUACAGUCUGAGAGGUUGGAGUGGAGAGUCUAAAGACGCCACUAGUCCCUACGGCUUCGAUCAUCUUAAAACGGCCAAAGGAUGUCAGCGUUUCGUCGCUGAUGCCAUUGAAAGGUCUGGGGAGUUAGUUAGCUACAUAUCAGGAAUGCCUUCGUCUCCAGAGAUUAUUAAAGCCAUGGAUGAGAUUUCAGACACGGUUUGUUCUGUUGUUGACUCUGCUGAACUUUGUCGACAAACCCAUCCUGACAGUGAGUUUGAUGAGGCAGCUCAUAAAGCAGCAAUGGAUAUGAAUGACUAUCUACAUGUGAGGGGCAUGUUGAUAUGUUUCCAGUAUCACGCAUCCCUCGACACCUGCAUCAUCUUCUCAGCCCUAUCUACAGGUCCAUUUCAGGGGGUCUCAGAGGGUCCGAAACAGAAGGGAUUUCAAAUACCUACUGAUCCACGAACCCUUUCUUCCAUUUUGCAAUGGACAUCAGACGAAGAGGUUAGAAAAAUGGUGUAUAUUCAAGGGAACUCUGUUCCUCACGCAAAUCACGGUGUUCUUGAGAAGCUUAUUGCUUCACGCCAUGAGCUUGCCCAGGAAUACAUUGCCACUAGAGACUUCAAAAGAGAGAAAUGUGGUGAUACAUCUGCUGAAUUAGAGCCAUGGGAUGAAGCUUACUAUACUUCAAUGAUGAAAUCCUCCGUCAAUGAUGUGGACACUGCUGGUGAUCUCGGGUUUAUUUACCUUGACUUGUUCUCAAGAAAAGGCAAGUACCCUGGCUGUGCUAGCUUUGCAAUCAAAGGAGGACGCAAGAUUUCUGAGACAGAAUACCAACUUCCUGAUUACCAACAUUUUUCCGGUACUCGGGUGGCUCUUGACUUAGCGGAAAUGCCUUCAAAUCUAUUUGAGUACUAUGCAUGGGACUAUCGCCUCUUGAAGAGAUUUGCUCGGCACCACUCAACCGGUGAGAUAAUACCCGAGAAGUUGGUGAACUCAUUACAAGGUGCGAGGAACAUGUUUGCAGCAACUGAAAUGCAACGCCAGGUGUUUUAUGCGUUGAUAGACCAAAUGAUAUUCGGAGAACAACCAGAGCCAGCAAGAGACAUGAGUCAACUCGUGUAUGAACUGAAACGGGAACACACGAGCUGGAACCAUGUCGAUGGAACACAUUGGCAUAUCCGGUUCAGUCACCUACUUAACUAUGGAGCAGGUUACUAUAGCUACAUCUACGCCAAGUGCUUUGCGUCAACGAUAUGGCAAUCAAUAUGUGAAGAGGAUCAGAGAGAAGUUUUUCAAACAUGGAGGAGCUAAAGAUACAGCUGAGCUGCUCAAGGGUCUUGCAGGCAAAGAGAUCAUUAGUGUUCAUGGUGAAGGCAUUGUCCCUGCAACCACAGAGCUGAGACUAUAAAUGAAAGAAUGUGCC
This is a messenger RNA of Arabidopsis arenosa, 2441 nucleotides long. Lineage: Eukaryota; Viridiplantae; Streptophyta; Magnoliopsida; Brassicales; Brassicaceae. The record is from the annotation of a GenBank genome assembly.